AUGACCGGCGAAUAUCGCAAUGACGGCAAGACAGCCGAGCCAAAAGCUGUUGGAAGCGAUGGGCAAUCGGUUAUUCUUGGAGAGCUCCAUGGUAUGGACGAUGAUGCCAUCCUACGAGCACAAGGACACGCCCCGGCAUUGAAGAGGACAUUCAAUACUCUUGGAACCCUUGGUUUAGGCUUCAUAUUUGGCCUGAUCGUGGCUUGCUUUGUACAAUGGAUUGUAGCCGCUGGCAUGGCUGAAGAAGCCUCUGCUUUUCCGUCUUCGGGAGGCCAAUACCACUUUACAUCUAUCUUGGCCCCGAAAAAACACAAAAAGUUUGCGGCCUUCUCGGUUGGGUUGCUCAGCAUCGUCGGGUGGUGGGUCAUCACUUGUUCAGGGCUGUCCAAUAAUGUUCAGUCGAUCAUGGGUAUGGUUCAGUUUGUGAAUCCCAGCUUCGAACCCCAACGCUGGCAGUUUUAUCUGGUGUACCUUGCACUUUUAGUUGUUACUCGUAAGUCCCAUCUUACUCCAUCCAUCAGCAGACGCUUCCCACCCAACUCCUGA
Molecule: messenger RNA, 546 nt
Organism: Colletotrichum gloeosporioides
Lineage: Eukaryota; Fungi; Ascomycota; Sordariomycetes; Glomerellales; Glomerellaceae
Exons: 3
Coding region: 1-546 (181 amino acids)
Biological process (GO): transmembrane transport
Cellular component (GO): membrane
Molecular function (GO): transmembrane transporter activity
Source: RefSeq, a predicted model, not a curated record